AUGCUGAGCGAUCACGUGUAUGGUUCAGUUUUAUUUGGCUUAGUUACGAUAAUUCUCGACACCAGCAAUAAAUCAUGUCCUAAAUCAUCUCAUACCUUCAGGUAUACUACGGUAGGAGGCUCGGCAACACAUUCGGCAGUGUAUCCCACUCAAAGUCGCCCUCCCACGCCCUCUGCGCUUUCGGCAAAGGUGCGCAUUUUCCGUGCCCUCCUCAACCCUCAUCUUGGCCUUCUCAACAUCUGGGCGCCCUCCUUAGCUUCUGGACACCUCUCACCCUCCUCAAACCAUCUUCCUUCUGCCCUCCUCAGCCUCUGUGGCAUCUCUCCGGCCAUUCCUUCCUUCCAUCUGGCAUUGUUUUCGCCCGGCUGGUGCCCUUCUACCUUCAUCGCCCUCUGUGGCAUUUCUCCGGCCAUCCUUCCUUCCUUCUUGCAUUGUUUUCGCCUGGCUGGUGCCAUUCUACCUUCAUCGCCCUCUGUGGCAUCUCUCCGGCCAUUCCUUCCUUCCGUCUGGCAUUGUUUUCGCCUGGCUGGUGCCCUUCUACCUUCAUCGCCCUCUGUGGCAUCUCUCCGGCCAUCCUUCCUUCCUUCUUGCAUUGUUUUCGCCUGGCUGGUGCCCUUCUACCUUCAUCGCCCUCUGUGGCAUCUCUCCGGCCAUCCUUCCUUCCUUCUUGCAUUGUUUUCGCCUGGCUGGUGCCCUUCUACCUUCAUCGCCCUCUGUGGCAUCUCUCCGGCCAUUCCUUCCUUCCGUCUGGCAUUGUUUUCGCCUGGCUGGUGCCCUUCUACCUUCAUCGCCCUCUGUGGCAUCUCUCCGGCCAUCCUUCCUUCCUUCUUGCAUUGUUUUCGCCUGGCUGGUGCCCUUCUACCUUCAUCGCCCUCUGUGGCAUCUCUCCGGCCAUUCCUUCCUUCCGUCUGGCAUUGUUUUCGCCUGGCUGGUGCCCUUCUACCUUCAUCGCCCUCUGUGGCAUCUCUCCGGCCAUUCCUUCCUUCCGUCUGGCAUUGUUUUCGCCCGGCUGGUGCCUGCCUCUACCUGUAA
Molecule: messenger RNA, 1032 nt
Organism: Suillus plorans
Lineage: Eukaryota; Fungi; Basidiomycota; Agaricomycetes; Boletales; Suillaceae
Exons: 2
Coding region: 1-1032 (343 amino acids)
Source: RefSeq, a predicted model, not a curated record